Messenger RNA from Sitophilus oryzae (rice weevil), 354 nucleotides. RefSeq lists its product as uncharacterized. NCBI's taxonomy places the organism in Eukaryota, Metazoa, Arthropoda, Insecta, Coleoptera, Curculionidae. The coding region runs from base 1 to 354 and encodes 117 amino acids. The transcript has a single exon. The record is from RefSeq and is a predicted model, not a curated record.
AUGGUCGAGUCAGUGAAGAUGGACUUUCUCAGAAGAGCAUGUCGAAUAUCAAGGAUGGAGCACAUUAGAAAUGAGGAGAUCAGGCAAAGAACAAGACGAAUAUAUACCAGCACCGACAACAUCGAAUCGAGACAGCUACUAUGGUAUGGGCACGUAAAAAGAAUGGGAGGGGAAAGAUGGCCAAAAAGGGCAAUGGAGUAUCGUCCCCAAAGCAGAAGCAAAAGAGGAAGACCUCCAACUACGUGGUUAGAUGGAGUAGACCAGUACAUGAGAGACAGAGCUAUUAACCAGGAAGAAUGGCAAAAUCGAGCAAUAUGGAGGUUGAAAUGCGGGAUGCGGCAGAAGCUUUUUUGA